Messenger RNA from Nipponia nippon (crested ibis), 2331 nucleotides. The record is from RefSeq and is a predicted model, not a curated record. Lineage: Eukaryota; Metazoa; Chordata; Aves; Pelecaniformes; Threskiornithidae.
AUGGAUACAGAGGAAGGCAAGCAGCUGCUGGUGUGGCUCCCCGCCCCCGCUGAGGGCAGCAGGAACGCUGCGGGGAGGCCGCGCCUCCCGCCCAAGUUUGUCCCUCGGCGGCGCCGGUGGGGAGGGGGCGGGCCAAGAUGGCGGCGCCCAGCUGGCGGCUCACGUGUCCCGCGGCGGCGCCGGGGCCGGGUUCGCCAUGUCGGGCCGCCAGGGAAACAAGCUGCCCAGGGCGGCCGCGGAAGCGGCGCCGGGCCGUGGGCCCGGUUGUCCCGCUCAGCCGCCGCCCCUGUGUGUGCUCAGUUCCUCCAGCAGUACCACCACUACCAGUCCCAUGUGGAGAUCUUCACCUUCCAGCCGGACAAGCCCAGUAAGGAGCUGGCGGAGCUGGUGAUGUUCCUGGCGCAGGUUGCCCACUGCUACCCCGAGCACAUGGCCAGCUUCCCCCAGCAGCUGAAGGACCUGCUCUCCUACCACCACACGGUCCUGGAUGCCGACCUGCGCAUGACGUUCUGUAAGGCUUUGAUCUUGUUAAGAAACAAGAAUCUAAUAAACCCAACGAGUUUGCUGGAGCUCUUCUUUCAGCUGCUGCGGUGUCACGAUAAGCUUCUGCGCAAAACUUUGUAUACUCACAUCGUGUCGGACAUCAAGAAUGUCAACGCUAAACACAAAAACAAUAAAGUAAACACAACGCUGCAGAACUUCAUGUACACUAUGUUGAGAGACAGCAAUCCCACUGCUGCCAAGAUAUCUCUGGACGUGAUGAUUGAGCUUUACAGAAGGAAUAUUUGGAACGAUGCCAAAACAGUAAAUGUCAUCACAACUGCCUGCUUUUCCAAAGUGACAAAGGUAUUAGUUGCUAGUUUGAAGUUCUUUCUUGGGAGAGAUGAAGAUGAGAAACAAGACAGUGACUCAGAAUCUGAGGACGAUGCUCCCACAGCCAGAGAUCUGAUGAUGCGGUACGCAACUAACAAGAAAACCACCAAGCGCAAGAAGAAACUGGAAAAAGCGAUGAAGGUCCUCAAGAAACAGAAGAAGAAGAGCAAGCCAGAGGUGUUCAACUUUUCUGCUAUUCACUUGAUUCAUGAUCCCCAAGACUUUGCAGAGAAACUGCUGAAGCAGCUGGAGAACUGUAAGGAACGAUUUGAAGUGAAGAUGAUGCUCAUGGACCUAAUAUCUAGGCUAGUUGGAAUACACGAGCUUUUUCUUUUUAAUUUCUACCCCUUUGUUCAGAGAUUCCUACAGCCCCACCAGAGAGAAGUGACAAAGAUUCUUCUGUUUGCCGCACAAGCUUCGCAUCAGCUAGUACCACCCGAGAUUAUCCAGUCAGUGUUAAUGACCAUUGCCAACAACUUUGUCACUGACAAGAAUUCCGGGGAGGUCAUGACCGUAGGAAUCAAUGCAAUAAAGGAAAUCACUGCGAGAUGUCCGUUAGCCAUGACCGAAGAUCUGCUCCAAGACCUUGUUCAGUACAAGACUCAUAAAAAUAAAAAUGUGAUGAUGUCUGCAAGAACUCUGAUACACCUUUUCCGUACUCUGAAUCCAGAGAUGCUGCAGAAGAAAUUCAGGGGUAAGCCUACUGAGGCCUCGUUGGAAGCCAGGAUUCAUGAAUAUGGAGAACUGGAUGCCAAAGAUUAUAUUCCAGGAGCAGAAGUACUGGAUGUUGAGACUGAAAAGGAGAAGGGAGGAACCCAAGAGGAAGAUGGAUGGGAAAGUGCUAGUCUGAGCGAGGAAGAAGAUAACGAAGAUGGAGAAUGGAUUGAUGUCCAUCACUCCUCAGACGAGGAGCAUCAAGAAGUAGCAGAGAAGGUGAAAAGCAUGCCCGUAGAGGAACGAAAAGCCAAAGCUGCAGCAGUCAGUACAAGCAGGCUGCUAACCCAAGAAGAGUUCCACAAAAUACGCCUUGCCCAGCUCUCCAAAGAACUUAAUGCUGCACCCGGCAAAGCUGCCAAGAGGAAAUACAUUGAAAUAGAUGACGAGGAGGAGGAGGGCAGGGGAGAGUUGCUUUCGCUCAGAGAUAUAGAACAUCUGCAUAAGAAGCCUAAAUCGGACAAGGAGACCAGAUUGGCAACUGCGAUGGCUGGAAAAACAGACAGAAAAGAAUUUGUGAAAAAGAAAACAAGAAUUAACCCAUUUGCCAGCUCUUCCAACAAAGAAAAGAAAAAGAACAAGAACUUCAUGAUGAUGAGAUAUAGCCAUAGUGUCCGGACAAAAAAUAAGCGGUCUUUCAGGGAAAAACAGCUGGCUCUUCGAGAUGCACUUCUGAAAAAGAGAAAACGGCUGCUGAAAUAACGAACAGUAAAGGAGAGGAGUACUUAAUCACCCUUGAAGAAA